UGCAGUUCAAAGCGGCUGCGAGGAAUUAAGGGAGGGGAAGAGACCAGGCAAGCCGGGGAAGAAGAAGCAGCUCGGCGGGCGGGCGAAGCAGCGGAGUUGCCCCGCUUGCAAAGGCAAAGCCGGCGGAUCCUCGGGGUUCUUUCUUUCUUUAUUUACUUCUUGAUUGAACCCAGCCCGGGCUGAGUUGGCGGGGAGGCGUCGGCUGCAAAACCAACCAGCCCGAGCCCGGCAACGGGAACCGGCGCGGAGAUGCCCACCGCUUGGGGGAUGCUACUUCUCUUGCUCUUCUGCCGCUGGAGCUGGGCGAGGGCACACAAUGGGGAUCUUACCGUCAGGCCCACUUGCAAACCAGGAUUCUCAGAAGAGGACUACACAGCCUUGGUUUCUCCAAACCUGAUGGAAAGGCAGCAGUUCCUCAAAGUGAAAGUUAGCGGCUGUUCGGAGAGCAAAGGAACGCCGUACGAAAGUGCCAACUUGGACUUCAAGGUGAGGAACGGCAGAGCUCUCUACCCCACCAAACAGGUGCACACACCUUUGGAGCAGACAAAAGUUACGAAAGGAAAGAAGAACAUGACAGCAGACCUUCAAGAACCUGGUAAUAUUUUGCUCCCAUGGCGUCAUCACCCGAAUUCUUACGGACUCAGGCGUCAAAAGAGAGAUUGGGUCAUCCCACCAAUCAACGUGCCAGAAAAUUCAAGAGGACCCUUCCCACAGCAGCUCGUUAGGAUUCGUUCAGACAAAGACAGUGAAAUCCAUAUAAGAUACAGCAUCACAGGGGUGGGAGCUGACCAGCCCCCUAUGGAAGUCUUCAACAUUGACCCUGUGUCAGGGAGAAUGUACGUGACCCGUCCAAUGGAUAGAGAAGAAAGAGCAUCCUACCAUCUUAGAGCACACGCCGUAGAUAUGAAUGGGAACAAAGUGGAGAAUCCAAUUGAUCUCUACAUUUAUGUCAUCGACAUGAAUGACAACAGGCCGGAAUUCAUAAACCAAGUCUAUAACGGAUCUGUUGAUGAAGGAUCUAAACCAGGAACCUACGUGAUGACAGUGACAGCCAACGAUGCUGACGACGCCACCACAGCAAAUGGGAUGGUGAGGUACCGCAUUGUGACUCAAACUCCACAAAGUCCAUCCCAGAAUAUGUUUACUAUUAACAGCGAGACUGGAGAUAUAGUGACAGUGGCAGCAGGACUCGAUCGAGAGUAUUCUGGUGAAGUUCCAGAAAACCGGAUAGAAGUUGUUGUCGCUAAUUUGACUGUGAUGGAUCGAGAUCAACCCCACUCACCCAAUUGGAAUGCGGUUUACCGAAUAAUCAGUGGAGACCCUUCUGGUCAUUUUACGGUUAGGACUGAUCCUGUUACCAAUGAAGGCUUGGUAACCGUUGUGAGGGAAGUUGAUUAUGAGAUGAACCGAGCUUUUAUGUUGACGGUGAUGGUGUCCAAUCAAGCUCCCCUUGCCAGUGGGAUCCAAAUGUCCUUCCAGUCUACAGCCGGAGUCACCAUUUCAGUCACUGAUGUCAAUGAGCCACCCUACUUCCCAACAAACCACAAACUCAUCAGGCUGGAAGAGGGUGUGCCUACGGGGACAGCCCUCAUGACUUUUUCCGCAGUGGACCCUGACCGCUUCAUGCAACAGGCUAUCAGAUAUUCCAAGUUGUCCGAUCCUGCCAAUUGGCUGAAUAUUAAUGCCACAAACGGUCAGAUCAUCACGGCAGCUGUCCUUGAUCGCGAGUCAGCCUACGUUAAGAACAAUGUCUACGAAGCCACGUUCCUGGCAGCUGACAACGGUAUCCCUCCAGCCAGUGGCACGGGCACACUCCAGAUCUACCUAAUUGACAUCAACGAUAAUGCCCCUGACCUUCAGCCAAAGGAGGCCCAGAUAUGUGAGAGGCCAAAUCUGAAUGUCAUCAACAUCACAGCCGCGGAUGCUGACAUCGAUCCAAAUGUUGGCCCCUUCGUCUUUGAGCUGCCGAGCGUGCCAUCUGCCAUUAGGAAGAACUGGACCAUUACGCGUCUAAAUGGUGAUUAUGCUCAACUCGGCUUGCGAAUAAUGUAUUUGGAAGCCGGUGUAUAUGAUGUUCCAAUCAUUGUAACAGAUUCCGGCAACCCUCCUCUGUUUAACAUGUCCAUCAUUAAGGUCAAGGUGUGUCCAUGUGACGAGAAUGGAGAUUGUACCACUAUAGGAGCUGUCGCUGCAGCUGGGCUGGGCACCGGAGCCAUUAUUGCCAUCUUGAUAUGUAUCAUCAUUUUACUAACUAUGGUUCUGCUUUUUGUGGUAUGGAUGAAACGGAGGGAGAAGGAACGUCACACUAAGCAGCUACUCAUUGAUCCUGAAGAUGACGUCCGGGACAACAUCCUUAAAUAUGAUGAAGAAGGUGGUGGAGAAGAAGAUCAGGAUUAUGAUUUAAGCCAACUUCAGCAGCCAGAGAACAUGGAUCAUGUUUUAAACAAGGCGAACGGAGUCAGAAGAGUAGAUGAGAGACCUGUCGGUGCUGAGCCUCAAUAUCCUAUACGGCCGGUCAUCCCCCACCCUGGAGACAUCGGGGACUUUAUUAAUGAGGGCCUGAGAGCAGCCGAUAAUGACCCGACAGCCCCUCCCUACGACUCCCUUCUCGUCUUUGACUAUGAAGGAAGCGGCUCAACAGCAGGAUCGGUAAGCUCCCUUAACUCCUCAAGCUCUGGAGACCAAGAUUACGACUACCUUAAUGACUGGGGACCGAGGUUCAAGAAACUGGCGGACAUGUACGGGGGUGGCGAGGAUGAUUAAAAUGACCUCACUUUUCUUGUUUUGCAAAAAGAGGAAAGCUAUAGCAUUUAGAAAGAAGCUGAUGGAGAGAGAGAGAGAGAGAGAAAGCAACCCAAGGUGGAUGAAAGAAGAAGAAGGAGUAAAACAAAACAAAAACAAAAACAAAUUAAACAAAAAAAACAAAAAAAACAAAAAAAAGAGAGAGAGAAAGCAGAAGAGGAAUCAAGACCUGUUCAAAGAGGCAGCUUUUUUUAAUUAAUACCUUCGGCCGACUGUAUUCUUUUUAGUGGUGACUUAGAGCGUUACUUUUGCUGUAGUUUCUUUCUUUCCCCCUUACUCUCUUCUUUUUCUUCUUCUCUUUUUUUUUUUAAGAACGUUGAGCUGUCUAGCAUGAACACGUGUCUCUGCUGCCUUUUUUUAAUUAUUAUUUUAAUUGUUUCCCCCCACCCUCAUAUGUCAGCAGGGAGCUUGCUUGUUUUAACCACUUUAUGACUAAAGGGAGUGAAAGGCACUCUGUCUUAACUUGAAUUUCUUAGAACAGAAGCACUGUUUUUAAAAUAUAUAUAUAGGUAUAUAUAUAUUUGAAAGUGCCUUUUGGUACAUGUAUCAGAUUCCCUCAAUCUCAGGAGUGUUCAGAAAGAAACAAACGUUUUACGUUUCCACCGUGUCUUGGACACCACACUCUGUAACCCUAAACCAGUUCUAGCUGGGAAAGGAAUUAAGGAAUUAACAAAACAAAAACACCCAGAACAAUGUAUGGUUUAUCUUUUGGGGUUUUAUUCUUAAAAAAAAACAAAAAAACCCUGAAUUGUUUGUGGGUGGGGGACAACAAAAGAAACGUGAUGUUAAGUGUGCAAGAGAGGAAACCAAAUUUAAAACGGAGAUCUUCUUGGCCUCAAAAAUGGCCGAACUCAGUCAACCUGUUGUAUAUAUCAUUCAUUGUUUAUCUGAUGCAAAAUAUUGAACUGGGUUUUCUCUUGUGACUUGGCCACAUGUUGCUGUAGCUGCAUAGAAUUAUAGCAUUGGAAAACCUUGGCAGAAUACAAGGUGACGCUCUUACCUAAACCCUACAGUAAAUGAUCCGAAGACCAAA
This is a messenger RNA of Pantherophis guttatus, 3835 nucleotides long. Lineage: Eukaryota; Metazoa; Chordata; Lepidosauria; Squamata; Colubridae. The record is from RefSeq and is a predicted model, not a curated record.